UUUAAGCCAUUAACCUAACCUUCUGUUCUGCUAAUGAAGCCAGUUCCUAUAAAACCCAACCUCACAUUGCAUUCAAGAUCACUACUCAGGUUUCAUUCUUAAGGAGUGAAGAAAACAAGAAAACCUCUCACAAGAUAAAAAUGGCAACCGUGAAUCGUAGAUGGCUGCUUCAAGAAUGUCUGUUUUCUCUUGCUUUCUUCACGUUUUUCUUUCUUCUCCUGCUAUCGCGGCCCUGAAGAAGUAUGACUUCAAUAUACAAGUGAAGAAUGUGAGCAGGUUGUGCAAUGCCAAACCUAUUGUCACAGUAAAUGGCAUGUUCCCAGGGCCCACUAUUUAUGUUAGAGAAGGAGAUCAAGUCCUUGUUAAUGUCACCAACCAUGCACAAUACAAUGUGUCCAUUCAUUGGCAUGGCUUGAAGCAAUUCCGGAAUGGCUGGGCAGAUGGCCCGGCAUAUAUAACACUGUGCCCUAUCCGGUCUGGCCGUAGUUACACUUACAAUUUCACUGUCACGGGUCAACGAGGAACGUUAUGGUGGCAUGCACACAUUCUGUGGCUAAGAGCAACAGUCUAUGGCGCCAUUGUUGUCAUGCCAAAGGAAGGAACUCCCUUUCCAUUCCCUCAGCCUUACCAAGAAACCAACAUAAUUUUAGGAGAAUGGUGGAAUCAAGAUGUUGAAACAAUUGUUAACCAAGCUAACAAGUUGGGCUUGCCUCCACAGCCCUCUGAUGCUCCUACAAUUAACGGGAAACCAGGACCGCUUUUUCCAUGCUCAGAGAAACAUACCUUUGCCAUGGAGGUUGAGUCUGGAAAAACUUACCUCUUGAGGAUUAUCAAUGCUGCACUUAAUGACGAGCUCUUCUUCACGAUCGCUGGUCAUAAUAUGACAGUCGUGGAGAUUGACGCAGUUUAUACGAAGCCCUUUACCAGCCAAGCUAUACUGAUCACGCCUGGCCAAACCACGAAUGUUCUCAUUAAAGCUGAUCAAUCUCCAAGCAGAUACUUCAUGGCAGCUAGGGCUUUCAUGGAUGCACCAAUUACUGUGGACAACAAGACAGCUACAGCUAUUUUUCAAUAUAAAGGCAUCCCAAACACAGUUCUUCCAACCCUGCCUCAGUUACCUGCUCCCAAUGACACCAAGUAUGCAUUGAACUACAAUAGCAAACUCAGAAGCCUAAACACCCCACAAUUUCCAGCCAAAGUCCCUCUUCAGAUUGAUCGCCAUCUUUUCUACACCAUCGGUUUAGGAAUGAAUCCAUGCCCCACUUGCCAAAAUGGAACGCAACUAGUGGCUUCACUAAACAACAUAACCUUUGUGAUGCCUAAGGUUGGGCUUUUGCAGGCUCAUUAUUUCAACCUUUCAGGAGUCUUUAGAACUGAUUUCCCAGAUCAGCCUCCAGCUCCAUUUAAUUACACAGGUGCAUCGCUUACUGCAAACCUUGCAACUACCACAGGGACCAGGCUCAGUAAGCUACGGUUUAAUUCUACAGUUGAAUUGGUCAUACAAGAUACCAAUCUUCUCUCUGUUGAAUCACACCCCUUUCAUCUUCAUGGUUUCAAUUUCUUUGUUGUCGGGAGCGGGAUUGGCAACUUUGAUCCCGAAAAAGACCCAGCUAAGUUCAACUUGGUCGAUCCUCCUGAGAGAAAUACAGUAGGUGUUCCUACCGGAGGUUGGACUGCUAUCAGGUUUAGAGCUGAUAAUCCAGGUGUCUGGUUCAUGCAUUGUCAUCUAGAACUUCAUACAAUGUGGGGAUUGAAGAUGGCUUUUGUGGUAGAGAAUGGGAAGUCAGCUGAAGAAACCGUUCUGCCACCUCCAAAAGAUCUUCCACCCUGCUAGAUCAAAGAAAAAGACCAGCUCCCAGUAAAGCAGCAAAUCCCCACGCCCUCCCUCCUCCUUCCCUGUCCUUGAUUGUUUCAAUUCACUAAUGUAAAUCUUCUAAUACCCUUUUCCUGCAAAAACUUGCAGCUGAAUGUUUCGGAUGAGAUUUCCAUAAUUUUAAUUUUAUGAUGCUGUCUUCAGGC
Molecule: messenger RNA, 2019 nt
Organism: Diospyros lotus (date-plum)
Lineage: Eukaryota; Viridiplantae; Streptophyta; Magnoliopsida; Ericales; Ebenaceae
Product: laccase-11-like
Biological process (GO): lignin catabolic process
Cellular component (GO): apoplast
Molecular function (GO): hydroquinone:oxygen oxidoreductase activity; copper ion binding
Source: RefSeq, a predicted model, not a curated record